UUGAUUUUAUUUUUAUUAACGGGCAAAACACAAGCAAUGGUUUAGAGCAUGUGGUAUAAUACAACAUAAGUGGCGCAGCAGGCAAGCGUCGCAGGUUGGCUGUGUGCCCGCUCAGCCGCCAGUCCCCGGAGCGCCGGCCCGAUCGCCGCUUGCGCCGCGCCCAUACGCACCCCAUACGCACUCAUCUUCUGCGCACCCCAAAUUCCGUUUUACUGUCUGCCACUUCUUCUAUAGUUAGGUAUACACCUUACGGAAUUCCAUGAUCCGGUUGUAAAAUAUAUAGGUACUGAUACUUAUCAACUAGUUUCAGUAUUUACGCGCCUAGAAAGUCAGAGAAAUAGUAGCCGGUUCACAGGAGCCGAUUUAGGUCGCCCGGUUCAGUGCUAGCAGCGGGAUAUUUUUAUUGCCACUGUUGGGUGCAGACGUACGAGCGCCUCGAGCACGUUGUUAAAUCAAUUAUUAUUUAUAGAGUAGAAUCGUAAAGCUCAUUCCAUAAACAUUUACAUUAUGUGUUGUCGACUGUAGCUUUGUAUCUGUAGGAUAGAUAAGGCCAGAAUCGCUGCGAAAAACUGUAUCGCGUAAGACUAUUACGAAUGUGAUUGUUAAUUUGGACAUAAAAUAGUAGUGGCAUUUAGUUGAAACCCAAGUCAUUUGUGAAGUGCAUUUCUGUGAUUUGUGUGGUGUGUUGGGAAUAUGCAUCACUUGUACCCGUUAGCGAAAGGGGACCCACUGUGUCCGCUAGGCUUCCACCCGCAGGUGCGGUGGCCGACGCGAUGCAAGCGCUGCUUUCGCGACUACAAAGAGCACGGUGGCGGCCGCAAGAAAGAGGAUGAUUUCACAGCUUCUACACCCAGUCUUUCCUCUUGGAACUCACCAGUAUCACGGAGUCGAGAUGGAGAAAAUGGUGCAGAAGUGGAGAAGUCCGGUCGCGGUUGGGCUUCUAGCACAAAUCUCAGCUCUGUCGAACCUCCCAAAAAAGACUUCUCCACAGGGUUCAGUAGAAUCAGUGCAUCGUGGACGUCAACGCCAGACCUGGGGGCCAAUGACGCAGAAUCCACGACUGCAGUCACUGUCAGCCUCAAACUACCCAAGCGGAAGCUUACUGGACCCCUAAUCUCACUAGACACGGGGCAAAGUAAUACCGACACAGUGACACUGCGGCGGCCGUCACCAUCACCACCUCCAGCUCCUGCCGUGGUCAUCACAAAGAAUGACUCACUCGCAGAACGUGUUCGCAAGAUGCAACUAAUAAAAAAUCAAAACAGCUUCGAAAAAGAAUCUAGUAUGGAGAAAGAAAGAGAAAGAAGAAGUUUGUCCAGAAGUAAAGAAGAAGAGAAGCCAGUACGAUCUAAAGAAGACAGAUUUGCUACAAAAGAUGAUGUAAAUUUUUUAAUGCAGGUGAAAAGCUCACGAAAUUCAUCGUCAAAUACAAAACCACCUAUACGAGGCGGACCGUCGCGUGAAAAGGAAGAUUCAGAUGACGAUGCUAGUACAUCUGGGACGGUCACCACGGAGACCACUCUAGUAGAUGCCAAUGUUAAGGAAUAUCAGGAGCAAAUUGAAAGCCUAAGACAAGAAGUUGACACACUCAAGAAGCGUUGCGAGCGGGUGGAAAAAGAGAAAAGCGAUAUUUUGCUCCGGCGGCUAGCGAACAUCGACACGGCCAAUAAGUACACGACGGGGCGGUCUUCCGAGGUACUGAAGUUACAGCAGAAGGUUAACGAACUUACGGCGCAGAAUGAAGAUUUGAAGGAUGAGAAGAAGCACCUUUCGUUAAGAGUGAAAGAAAUCGAGUCUGAACUGGAGUCUCGACCAUCAGCUGAAGUACAAACACGUCAAGUAGAACAAUUAAGGGCAAAGUUGCUUGCAGCUGAAACCCUAUGCGAAGAGUUGAUGGACGAGAAUGAAGAUAUGAAAAAAGAACUGCGUGACCUCGAAGAGGAAAUAGAGGAAAUGCAAGACAAUUUUAGGGAGGACCAAGCCGAUGAAUACUCCUCAUUACGAAGAGAAUUAGAGCAAACAAUAAAAAAUUGUAGAGUAUUAUCGUUUAAGUUAAAAAAGACUGAGAGGAAAGCUGAUCAGCUGGAACAAGAUAAGGCUGACCAGGAGAAAAAGCUUUUAGAAAUAGUGGGUGGACAGGAGGGUCUGCAACGAGAAAAUCGCAUAAAAGAAUUGGAACAGGAGGUUGCACGGUCAACGGAGGUGGCAUUACGGCUGCAGCGUGAGCUAGCAGAUGCGACCACUAAACUUGCAGCGGCCUCAGGCGCGCCACCCGCCAACCUCAAAAAACAACCGACAAUUGACGGGAAAGUAUCGCGGUCAUCCCUUACACGCGGAGGCAGUCAAGAAGAUCCGGCACAGUUACUACGCGAUCUACAGGACUCGUUAGAACGCGAAGCUGACCUACGAGAACAGUUGCGAAAUGCUGAAGAGGAGGCUAGCCGAUAUCGGCAACGCUUCGGAGGCAGAAGACUACCUCCAUCGACGAAAAUUUCACAGCCAUCCCAUCCCAAUCUAAUUCCAUCUCAGAAUACUGCUGUAAACGAUACCGAAAAUAUUGACUCAAAUUCAAUGCGUCGUAUUCUUGAAAUGCAAAGAGCUUUGGAAAAUAGUUUAUCUUCUUUCGAAAUUAGUAGGCUGUCUAUCGGUAUUAACCAAGUAACUCAAUCGCCACAUGACCAUAUCAAGAGUUACUCUCAAGCCUGUCAAACUGAUUUAAUAGUAACGUACGACGAAGCCACGGAUACUAGGAAAAUUACUUUAGAAUCUACUGUACAAUGCGAAAAUGAGAUGUUAGAUACGUAUGUGCAAACGGAUAUAAUUUAUAUGAAAAAUAAAAACAUGCAAACCGAUUUUCUUCAGAUCAACAAUUUUACGCAAACAGGAAGACAAAAUCUUCGUGAUGCUAUUAUACAAACUACUAAAGACAGUAAAAGCUUCGUCAGUACUAGUACUGAAACGGAAAUAAAAAUAAUGUGUAAUCAGGAAACUUUUACGGAUUUAGAUACAACUAAUUUAAAUCAGUUACUUCCACUAAGUAGUGACAAUAAAAUAAUUUGUGAUAUAUCAAAUGAAAGUAACGAGGAUUUAAAAGAUAAAUCUGAUAGCCCACCUCUGUCUCCUGAUAAAAUUGCAGCAGGUCCAUCAAAUCAUUUCUCUUAUCCUUUUGUAUCAUUAUUUAGUCCUUUGGCUGUAAGAUUACCAACUAUAGCCCGUAAGUUAUCUCCGACACCUCCAACGAAUAGACUUGCAAUUGAAGCACCUAAUGAAAAGGAUGAAGGGAUCUCAGACGAAGAAGACCCAGCAGAAUUGCGGCUACUUCUUGAACUUAACGAACAAGAAGCAGCGGUUCUUCGCAGAAAGGCAGAAGAAUUAGAACAAGAUAGAGAGUCAUUAAAGAAGCAAGUAAAAGAACUUACAGAUAAAGUUGCUAAUACCACAAGCAAAACUUCAAAUACAACUGUAAAUCUUAGACGUAAUACUAGUAAAAGUAAUAAUUUAGCAGAAGAAAAAGUGAAGGUAUUAGAGGACGAAAUAGCAGAACUACGGAAAAAACUAAUCGAGAAAGAACGUGACUGCGAACGUUUACAUGCAGAGCUUAGUCUUGCACAAAAGAAACCUAAAGCUUCACUAAUUAAAAGCAAGUCUCUUGAUAGUACAAGUGAACAACAAAAUGUAGAUCUUAAACGACAACUACAAGUAAUAGAGCAAGAAGCAUGUGUUUUGAGAAGUAAAACGCAAAGUUUAGAGGCUGAUAAUGAAAAACUACAAGCUGAAAAUAAAAAAUUACAGCUGCUCAAAGGUACUAAAACAUUGAAAUCAGACAAAUCAUUAGAACUAAAUGCAAAUAAGAUUAGUCGACUCGAAAAUGAAUUAAAAGAAGCAACAGAAAAAAUUAAGGAGUUAGAAAGCAAAGAAAAAGCUGAAAAGAAAGUUAGAUUCGGCAGUGAAAUUAAUAAAAAAGAUGCAGAUGCUCUGAAAAUUAAACAGGAUGAAUAUGAUAAGUUAAAACUGAAUUACAAUAAGAUAGAAAAAGAAAAUACUAAAUUACAAGCUACGAUGAAAUCCUUGAAAGAUGACGCAAUAAAAACUUUCAAACCGAGAACUCCUAAAAAGUUAACGGACAUGACAACUAAAUUGCAAAUGAAAAAGAUGGUUGAGGAGCUCGAAAACGAAAUAGGUGAAAUGUACGUGGUAAUGAAAAAUGCAGGGCUUUCGUCUAACAAUAUUAACGCUAAAGCUCAACUUGAAAAAGACAUUGAAGAUUUAAGGUCGAAGUUGAUGAAAAAUGAAUCUGAAUUUAUUAAUGAAAAAAAUCGCCUACAGACUGAAAUAGGUAAAUUAAAAGAUCUUAAUACAAAGUUAGAAGUAGAGAAGGUGGAUUUAAAUGAAAAAUAUAAAACUAUACAAACAAAGCACGACAAUACAGCCAGUGAAACAAAAUCCCUCAAAGAAAGUAACAAAAAUUUGGAGUCAAAAAUAUCUAAGUUAAAUUUGGAUUUGAAAAAUGCUUCGUCACAACAAACAGUGAUAAGUGAUAAUUUAAAGAAAAUUGAGGAUCUUAAAAAAGAAAUGGACUUAAAAGAUAAGGAAAUUGAAAAACUGAAGAAACAAUCUGAAAAUAUUACUAAAUUAGAGCAGGAUAAAAGCAAAUUGCUGAAAGAGAUUGGAGAUAAAACUAAAAAGAUAGUUGAUUUAGAAAAGAAAUUAAAGGACACUGACGAUAAAUAUAAGCGCACCGAAAAACAACUCAGUCUACGAAAAGAUCAUGUGGUAAAAUUAGAAAAAGAACUCUCUGAAGAAAAAGAACAAGCUGUAGCGCUAUCCAAUUCAAACAGACGUUUAUCAGUAGAAUUCAUUAGUGAAAAAGACGAUUUACAAACAAAACUUUUUAAAUCUGAAAGCAGACUUAUUGCUUUGGAAGCUGAUGUAAAACUUACGAAGACCGAAUAUGAAAAUAAAUUAACACAUUUGGAAUCUACCAUAGCAGCAAAAGAUAUUCAUAUAAAGCAACUGGAAGAUGCUUUACGAGAAACCUCGAAUCAAAAGUAUGAUGAAGCUAUAUCCUCGGUUGAAAUGGCACAAAUGCAAGAAAAAUUAGAAAAGAUAACAAAAGAUCUUCAGGACAGAGAUGAAGCUUUAGCAAGUGCCAAAGGUGACUUAAGUAAGACCGAAAAAGAUCUUUCUACGCUACAAUCCGAAGCAACACAACUGAAAUCUAACGUUUCUAAAUUAGAAAACGAAAAAAAAGAAUGUGAAAAUAAGUUGCAAUCAGAAAAGAAAGAAUCCAGUUACUGGGAAAGUAAGGCAUCAGAACUAGAGACUGACCUGCAGGCGGACCGUAAAAAAUUGGAAAGAAUACGUGUUGCUCAUGAUAAAGACAUUAAGAACAAGGAAGCAGAACUAGCGACAUUGAAGGGUAAACUAAAAAUCUUAGAACAAUCUUCUGGUGCAGGCGCCAAAAGAAUAGCUGAUCUCAAACAAGAGUACGAAGAAUCACUUAAAAAACUAGAACAUUCGUUAGCGAUGGAAAAAGCAGAGUAUGAAGAAUUAACUGGUAAAUACGAAAUACUUGAAGAAGAACAUGUAGUAACUAAAGCCCGACUAACUGUGGAAAAAGAACAAGCUCAAGGUGAACUGUUACAUGUUCAAAAAGAGCUAAAUGCAGCAUUAUCCAACAUUAAAACUGUUCAGGAUAAUUAUGAAACACAGUCUACAGCAUGGCAGAAAGAAAAAUCUAAUAUGCAGAGUGAAAUAUCGUCACUACAAGAUCGGUUAUGUGGCGGUGGAUGGGAAGUGGAACGGGCAAGGUUAAACACACGUUUAGAACAACGGGAACAAGAAUUACGGACAGCAACUGAUAAACUCGAUGUACUCACACACCAUCAUGAUCUCCUCAAAAAGGAGUUAGAUGAAGUUCGAAAGAAAUCAGAAGAUUAUGAGAAAGUGGCAAAAGUUCAUAGGAGCUUAACGGCAGAUAAUGCUGAACUGGAGCGAGAGUUAACAGCUCUGAAUACAAGACUGGAACAAGCAGAUAAAGCAAGAAAGACCGAGCUUACAGAAACAAAGACAAGAUACGAGGACCAAAUGAAUACUAUGCGAGACGAGCUAAAAUCGUUACAUAAUCAAGUAUCAAGGUUCAAGCGAGAAAGAGAUAAUUAUAAACAGAUGUUAGAUGCGGCACAGAAAACAAUGGCAGAAAUUAAAAACAGCGGUAACGCAAGAACUCAAAGAGCAUCUAUAUCCAGUACGGAUGAGGAAGAAUACCGCAGCAAAGUGGCUACUUUAGAGCAACAAGUGGCAUGCCUUGAAGACGAAUUAUGUGAAGCGCGAAUGCUGUCUUCCAAACUUAAUACUGAGCUCGUGAGUGAAAAAUCUUCUGCGGAAGUGCGUCUAGCGGAGAUGCAAUCGAGAUUAAAUGAGUACGAAGAAGAGCGAUUGUUAUCAUCCGGUAGAGCGCGAGUGGCUGGUUUGGCGACCCGAAUGGAGCUCGCGUGGCACAAAGAACGAGAUGAACAACAACGUCUACUUCAAGAGACUUCCACACUUGCCAGAGAUUUGAGACAGACUCUUUUCGAGGUGGAGCGUGAACGUGAUAAGGAGAGAUUAGACAUGAAGAGAAGAAUAGAUCAAUUGAAGAGGACCACCGAAGAAGAAACUGAAGAAGCUAAGAAAAAGGUGACAGAGUUGCAGUGUGACCUGCUGGAGUUACGGGACGCGCACGCGAAGCUACGCACGGCCAAUGAAAAAUUACGGCGUGAUAAGGAGCGCCACGAUCGCGAUCGUGACCAGAACAAGCUGCUCGUCACCUCCCUCAAGCGCGCCCAACAGGAUGAUGAUAGAAUAAUAACACAGCUACUGGAGACAAUAGAGGAUUUAAUGAAGCAAAGUCCAGACCUGUUCCGUACCGAAUCCGGUAUAAAACCUGAAAAGUCUCUCAUGACACCCACACCACCGAGGCGAAACAGAUCAUCAAAGUCCCGAUCUCGGUCAGCGACGCCGGAGAGCGCAGAAGCCAACAGCGCAGUUGAAGCAGCGGCGACUGCAGCACGCUUGCGGCGCCUCACCGACGAGCUACGAGCUUCCCGCAUUGCCGAACGUCAACGCAGGCAACAAGCCAGUGCCAGACGUGCUAUGUCGACAGAGCCACGUGACACACUGUCUGUGACGCCAGCGUCGCGUACGCCUUCGCGAGCUCCCUCGCUCAAGAAGCGUUCCAUUUCACUCGAACAAACUACGAAGGAACAGAGCUUAAUUUGGAAAUCCGUAGAUGAGAGCAGUGUCUCAUCAAUGCAAUCUUUAGAUGGCGAUGAUGGUCGUUUAUUUACAAUGCAACGUGAUACCAGUCUCGAUAGUCGUUUGUCCGGUGGAUCAGCACAGAGCGAUGUCCUACCAGGAGACAAAAAGAAAAAGAAGAGUCUUUUCGGCAAAUUAAAGAAACUUACCAAAUCGCGAUCUAUAGACGACCAAGUGGAUCAUCCAGAGAUCGUUGACUUUAGACCUAUUGGCACCGUUUCCCAGGGUUCAGACUCUGAUAUGAGCGCAGCGGGCAGCAAACGAGACUUGCGCGGACGACUUUCCGAUAUGUUUAGCAGAAAGGGGCAGCUGUCACGGGGGAACAGCAAAGAGCUGAGCCCAGAGCGUCCGGUGAGCGCGAUGUCGACAUCAACGACGAGACCCAUGUCACGCAACGCGAGCGCGGCCACACUAGCGCGAGCCUCACCUGCUAAACCUCUCAAACCGACCGACGCCCCAAGUUCGAGAGCAUCAAGCGCCACGCCCGCGGCCAAGAGGAAAGGAAAAUAACUGAUACUAUUCUUGUUUCACUUUACUAGUGUAUUUAUCCAUUCUUUUGCAAUUUUCCAUAUAGCAUAUCACAAUACAUACAUUACGAUAAUUAUGUAUAACUAUCAACAGAUCUCUCGAAUUUUGGUUGCCGAGAGUAUGAGCGUUUGCCAUUCUUUUCUAAUUUGAACACAUACAUUGGGAAAAAGAAUGAGUAGUUAAUCAUUAUGAGUAUUAUCUAUAUUUCUUCAGAAUACUUUAAUUCUAUUAAUACAGAUCAUAAAUUUAUGGUGAACUCGGCAGCGAAAA
Messenger RNA from Achroia grisella, 8094 nucleotides. Its product is annotated as centromere-associated protein E. NCBI's taxonomy places the organism in Eukaryota, Metazoa, Arthropoda, Insecta, Lepidoptera, Pyralidae. Gene Ontology annotation, biological process: regulation of autophagy. The transcript has 41 exons. The record is from RefSeq and is a predicted model, not a curated record. The coding region runs from base 694 to 7806 and encodes 2370 amino acids.